AAAUUAAUUGUUAUUUUUUUUGAGAGGGAGUUGGAAAAUUAAUUAAUACAGAAGUUUCGCGCAGUCUCAUUUUCGUCGCCUACACAGCUACACUUAACACUCUGUAGAUUCGAGUCAUUUCCCACUUCUCCAUUGUUAUGAUAUUGAGCUUUCACAAACCAUUUCAAAUUGGUAUAAAGCGAGAUAAAUAGAAUAAGUGAACAACACAGCAUAAACCGCCCAACUUCUACCCCCCUCUUUUCUUUUGAUUCUUUUUCCCCCUUUUUUUUCCAAUUAAUAUUGAAUUUUCACCAUUUUAUUCAAAUAGUUCUUUCCUUGACAAAAUCUCUAUAUAUAUCUCCCUCUUCUUCCCCAUUUUCCAUCCGUCUUCUCUGCAACACACCCUCUCUCUCUCUCUCUGUGUAAACUUAUUACAGUCUCUGUUUUCCCCUGUUUUCCCACUCUCCAAUGGCGCCACCGAACGAUCCCGCCAGCGCAAUCUACACCGUUACGAAACCGACCAAAAACGACACCGUCUUCGACCUCUCCGGCGGGAAGCUCUCCGUGCAGAAUGUGCCGCUGCUGUCGGAUAUUCCGGGCAACGUCACCUUCCGUAGCUUCUCCUCCGUGGUGAAAUCCUCCUCCGCGCCGCCGGCGCUCUUCGACCGCGCGCUCUCCCUCUCCCACAGGGGCGGGUUCCUCGGCUUCAGCCAGCGCGCGGCGUCGGACCGCCUCACCACCUCCAUCGGAAAAUUCACCGGGCGCGACUUCGUGAGCAUCUUCCGGUUCAAGACGUGGUGGUCCACCCAGUGGGUGGGCACCUCGGGGUCCGACAUCCAGAUGGAGACUCAGUGGAUCAUGCUCGACGUGCCGGAGAUCAAAUCGUACGCCGUCGUGAUCCCCAUCGUCGACGGCAGCUUCCGCUCCGCCCUGCAGCCGGGGGCCGACGGCCACGCGCUGCUCUGCGCCGAGAGCGGCUCCUCCUCCGUGAGGACAGCCGCGCUGGGGGCCGCCGCCUACGUGCACGUCUCCGACAACCCCUACACGCUGAUGCGGGACGCCUACACCGCCGUGCGCUGCCACCUCGGCACGUUCCGGCUGAUCGAGGAGAAGGCGCCCCCGCCGCUCGUCAACAAGUUCGGGUGGUGCACGUGGGACGCCUUCUACCUCACGGUGGAGCCCGCCGGGAUCUGGCACGGCGUCAAGGAGUUCGCCGAGGGGGGCCUCUCCCCGCGCUUCCUCAUCAUCGACGACGGCUGGCAGAGCAUCAACGUCGACGGCCAGGACCCCCACGAGGACGCCAAGAACCUCGUCCUCGGCGGCACGCAGAUGACGGCGCGCCUCCACCGCUUCGAGGAGUGCGAGAAGUUCCAGAAGUAUCAAGGAGGAUCCAUGGUGGGGGCCAAAGCCCCCCCAUUCAACCCCAAGAAGCCCAAGAUGUUGAUCAAUAAGGCCAUCGAGCUCGAGAUGGCUGAAAAGGCCCGAGACAAAGCCGUGCUCGCCGGCGUCACCAAUUUGACUGAAUACGAAAUUCAAAUUGAGAAACUGAGCAAGGAACUCGAAGCCAUGUUCGGUGGGGGCGGCGGCGACGACAAGGGGUCGGGCAAGAGCUGCUCCGGCUGCUCUUGCAAGACCGAGAACACCGGUAUGAAAGCAUUCACCAAGGAUUUGAGAAGUAAUUUCAAGGGAUUGGAUGAUAUCUACGUUUGGCAUGCAUUGGCCGGUGCAUGGGGUGGGGUUAGGCCCGGGGCGACUCACCUCAAAGCUAAGAUCGUGCCUUGCAAGCUCUCGCCGGGCCUCGACGGCACCAUGACGGAUCUCGCCGUCGUCAAGAUCGUCGAGGGCUCCAUCGGCCUCGUCGACCCCGAUCAAGCUGACGACUUUUAUGACUCUAUGCACUCUUAUCUUGCUAAAGUCGGGAUCACCGGAGUCAAAGUUGAUGUUAUUCAUACACUUGAAUAUGUUAGUGAGGACUAUGGGGGCAGAGUUGAUCUCGCGAAGGCUUAUUACAAGGGCUUGUCCAAAUCUCUAAAGAAGAAUUUCAAUGGAACUGGUCUCAUCUCCAGCAUGCAGCAGUGUAAUGACUUCUUCUUCCUCGGAACCGAGCAGAUCUCAAUGGGAAGAGUCGGGGAUGACUUUUGGUUCCAAGAUCCAAACGGCGAUCCGAUGGGAGUUUACUGGCUGCAAGGGGUCCACAUGAUCCACUGCGCCUACAACAGUAUGUGGAUGGGACAAUUCAUCCAACCAGAUUGGGACAUGUUUCAAUCCGACCAUUGUUGCGCCAAAUUCCACGCCGGAUCACGAGCUAUUUGCGGCGGCCCAGUUUACGUGAGUGACUCUUUAGGAGGCCACGACUUCGAUCUUCUCAAGAAGCUUGUCUUCCCAGAUGGUACAAUCCCCAAAUGCGUGCAUUUCGCUCUCCCCACGAGAGAUUGCCUCUUCAACAAUCCCCUCUUCGACAGCAAGUCCAUCCUCAAGAUUUGGAACUUCAACAAAUACGGCGGCGUGAUCGGCGCCUUCAACUGCCAGGGCGCCGGCUGGGACCCCAAGGAGCAGAGGAUCAAGGGCUACUCCCAAUGCUACAAGCCGCUAACCGGCUCCGUCCACGUGUCCAACCUCGAGUGGGAUCAGAAGGCCGAAGCUGCUAGCCUCGGGGAGGCGGAGGAGUACGCUGUUUACCUCACCGAGGCUGAGAGGAUCGUCUUGACCACUCCGGAGUCCGAGCCUAUCUCGGUCACGCUGCAGCCCUCCACCUUCGAAAUAUUUAGCUUCGUCCCCAUCAAGAAGAUUGGUGAGGGUGCGAAGUUCGCACCCAUUGGCCUCACCAACUUGUUUAACAGUGGUGGGACCAUCCAAGGGCUCGUCUACGACGAGGCCGUGGCGAAGGUUGAGGUUAAGGGGGAAGGUACGUUCUUGGCGUAUUCUAGCGUUGCCCCUAAGAAAACGUAUGUCAAUGGCGCCGAGGCUGUGUUCCAGUGGUCAGGAAAUGGGAAGGUGCAAGUUAGCAUUCCUUGGUAUGAGGAGUGUGGAGGAAUUUCUAACCUCACUUUUGUUUACUGAUCUCGAAUUCUACUUAUUUGGGCUAAGAUUGAUGAUGAUGAUGCAUAUGGUAAGAAAUUACUAUGAUUUUUAAGUUUUUUUUUUCUUUAUUGUGUUGUGUUGAUUUUGGUUUUGUUUUAUAUAAAUAUAAAUAAUAUCCCGUUUAAGAGGCCAAGAGUUGCCUAUGGAAGGGAUGCCCGCUUCAA
Salvia miltiorrhiza (redroot sage) is the source of this 3224-nucleotide messenger RNA. RefSeq names its product stachyose synthase. NCBI's taxonomy places the organism in Eukaryota, Viridiplantae, Streptophyta, Magnoliopsida, Lamiales, Lamiaceae. The record is from RefSeq and is a predicted model, not a curated record. Bases 448 to 3039 code for a protein of 863 amino acids. The transcript is spliced from 3 exons.